CUACGGUCUGCUCAAACGACUGCUUGUACAGCGAAACAAACAAGGCUUGCCCUAUUCGUGAUUACAUUUUGUUUAUAAUGGAGGAGCUGAUGAAACAUUUAUCCAAAAUAAGGAUACCGCAGAAACACGAUAAAAUAUACAAGGAUGAGUGUGUUUAUUCUUUCGAUACUCCUGAUACUCCUACUGGACUGUAUGUUAAUUUUACCACGUUCUUGGGAUUAGGUCAAGAUUAUGUACAACAUUACUAUCAAUUAACAGAAAAUCCUGUAUUUUUACACAUUAAAAGAAGAAGAAAAGAGAUUCCUUCUAAACAUCAAGGAGAUGGUCCUGAGAAGAAAAUUACUAGAUUAGCAAUAGGAAUAACAGAUGGAUUUACACCAGAUCAGCAAACAUAUACUUAUCAUGAAUCUUAUCAAAUUGUUAUUCUACCAAAUUUCACAACAAUACCAUACCCAACAGACAACUUGCCACAAGAAGUUGAACUUGCAAUUAAAUGUAUAUUAGAGGCAGAAUCUGCAACAAAACUAGCAGAAAUAGAAGCACUAUCUGGAACUUGGGAUGGGGAAAUAAAAGCAGUUUCAAAACAUGCAACAAAUCUUAAACAAUUUGAUAAUGGAAAAAAGAUACUUCCAAGUGGAUGGAAAUGUGAAAAAUGUGAUUUAACUCAAAAUCUCUGGCUUAAUUUAACUGAUGGCAGUAUACUUUGUGGACGUAAAUUUUAUGAUGGAACUGGAGGAAAUGAUCAUGCAGUUGAACAUUAUCGAGCUACUGGUUACCCUUUAGCAGUGAAAUUAGGAACCAUAACUAAAGAAGGAAAAGGAGAUGUAUUUUCAUAUGAUGAAGAUGACAUGGUUGAAGAUCCAAAUUUAGUAUCACAUUUAGCUCAUUGGGGUAUUAAUGUUGCUCAAAUGGAAAAAACUGAUAAAUCCAUGGUAGAGCUUGAAUUAGAUCUCAAUCAAAGAUUUGGUGAAUGGGUUGCACUUCAAGAAGCAGCAAGUAAAUUAACACCUUUGUAUGGUCCUGGAUAUACAGGACUUGCCAACUUAGGAAACUCUUGUUAUAUAAAUAGUGUGAUGCAAAUGUUGUUUAUAAUUCCAGAUUUUGUUAAAAGAUUUGUAGAUGGUGCACCACAGAUAUUUCAGCAGAAUUAUAUUGAUCCACCAAAUAAUUUUGAGGUUCAAAUGGCUAAGCUUGGUAUUGGUUUACUUUCUGGUAAAUAUUCAAUUCCACCAAAUACGAACAACGAAAACGAAUCACGUCAGGGUAUUCCUCCGCGGAUGUUUAAAACGUUAGUUUGUCGUGGACAUCCUGUAUUUUCUUCAAAUUGGCAACAAGAUGCGCAAGAAUUCUUUCUUCACAUCUUAAAUAUUAUAGAUCGUCACAGUCGCCAUCAACCGAAUCCUACUGAUUGUUUGAAAUUCAAAGUUGAAGAAAGGUAUCAGUGCAAUCGUUCUAACAAAGUAAAGUAUACCUAUCGUCCAGAGUACUUAUUACCGCUUCCAAUACCUGUAGAAGCCGCUGUAAACAAGGAUGAAAUCAGAGCUUAUGAGGCAUUAAAAAAAGAAACUGAGGCAAAAGGACAAAAGUUAGACUCAAAUACCCUUGUCAGACCACGUAUAAAACUUUUGUCUUGUCUGCAAGCAUUUAUUCGGUCAGAAACAGUAGAGCAAUUUUAUAGUUCUGCUCUAAAUGAAAAAACUACAGCACAGAAAACAACUAGACUUGCUACUUUUCCGGAUUAUCUAUUAAUCCAUUUAAAAAAAUUCACAAUGAAAGAAGAUUGGACACCUACUAAGUUAGAUGUUGCAAUUGAAAUGCCAGAUAUAUUGGAUUUAAGUUCUCUUCGGGGUUCUGGUCUACAACCUACCGAAGAAUUAUUGCCAGAAACAGCUGAAGCUCCACAACCAAAUUAUGAUUCUGUUAUGUUGACUGCAUUGACAGAUAUGGGAUUUCCACCAGAAGCUUGUAGAAAGGCUUUAUAUUUUACAGAAAAUCGUGAUUUAGGAGCAGCUACUUACUGGUUAAUGGAACACAUUGGAGAUUCAGAUUUUGCGGAUCUCUUCGUGCCUCCUGGAAUCGACGUGAAGCCAGAAAAAGAUAAAUUUAUGGCAAAUGAAGAUGCAGUGACGAUGGUAAUGGGAAUGGGCUUUACAAGAGAACAAGCAACGAAAGCUCUCAAAGCAACCGAUAAUAAUUUAGAACGUGCAGCAGAUUGGAUUUUUAGUCAUCAAGCCGAAUUAGAUGCUUUAGAAAUUGAAGACGAACCAGGACAUUCCGAGGAGAUAUUUAGAGAUGGAAGCAAUCAAUAUAAAUUAGUAGGAUUUAUAUCACAUAUGGGUACAUCAACAAUGGUAGGACAUUAUGUGUGUCAUCUUCUGAAAAAUGAUCGAUGGGUGAUAUACAAUGAUGACAAGGUUGCAUUAUCUGAAAAUCCACCAAAAGAAUUAGGAUACAUAUAUCUAUAUCAACGCAUUGAUUAG
Messenger RNA from Habropoda laboriosa, 2480 nucleotides. RefSeq names its product ubiquitin carboxyl-terminal hydrolase 5 (gene Usp5). The transcript is spliced from 14 exons. Gene Ontology annotation, biological process: protein deubiquitination. The record is from RefSeq and is a predicted model, not a curated record. Gene Ontology annotation, molecular function: cysteine-type deubiquitinase activity; protein binding; zinc ion binding. NCBI's taxonomy places the organism in Eukaryota, Metazoa, Arthropoda, Insecta, Hymenoptera, Apidae. Bases 78 to 2480 code for a protein of 800 amino acids.